AUGUUCUUGCAGGGACAAUGCUUGGUCUACAUGGAUGGAGACGAAAUUACUAGUUUCGAUGGCACCGUUUAUCAUCUGAAAAGGAACAUGCCUAGCACGCAGUGCGAGAAAUACGUCACCUUUAAACUCUCAAGCUCCACUGUCUCCCCAACAUCAACCUACAGAAUCAAAAUGCACACUCCGGAAGAAAAUCCUCUUCGGCUUUACAUUGGAGAUUUUCUUCAAGGAACCCUUCUUCGUGUGAUUCUGACACCGCUGGGAUCGGUUUUCGAAGUCAAUCUGCAUCCAGGAGACAACAAAGCCAUGGAAGAAGGAGCCAUUCUCAUGCACUUCAAAGUCGAUUGGGGAAUCUACGUCGACGGCAGUCUCUACCAAGAAUUCUCCCAGCGUGAACAGCUGAUUGCAUCUUGGUUCGAAAUCUCAGGAGGUGCAAAGAUUCAUGCCGUUUAUGUCAAAUAA
Molecule: messenger RNA, 459 nt
Organism: Cylicocyclus nassatus
Lineage: Eukaryota; Metazoa; Nematoda; Chromadorea; Rhabditida; Strongylidae
Source: the annotation of a GenBank genome assembly